Molecule: messenger RNA, 4775 nt
Organism: Syngnathoides biaculeatus (alligator pipefish)
Lineage: Eukaryota; Metazoa; Chordata; Actinopteri; Syngnathiformes; Syngnathidae
Product: ephrin-A5b-like
Exons: 6
Coding region: 821-1510 (229 amino acids)
Biological process (GO): regulation of cell-cell adhesion; ephrin receptor signaling pathway; axon guidance
Cellular component (GO): plasma membrane; external side of plasma membrane
Molecular function (GO): ephrin receptor binding
Source: RefSeq, a predicted model, not a curated record
UGCACCACCAGCAAGGAAAAUAAAAAGGAACCACAAGGGAAUAACGCAAAAAGACAUGAAGAUAGCGUGUGUGUGUGUGUGUGUGUGUGUGUGUGUGUGUGUGUGUAUGUUGUGUGUAUUGUAGAACUGAAAGCUUGUUCGAGUCGCUUAGUGUUGAAACCAAACGGCGCAUGUAAAAACAAAAACUGUAUGUCUUAUCAAUCAUUCCACCAAAAGUGAACAUUUAUAAGAUUCCAGCGUGGCACCCGUGAAUGAGAAAAUUAAGAAGAAAAAGGAACUUUGUGAGGGGGAAAAGCAAAUAGAAAGGGGAGCCCUGAAAACAAAAACCGAACUUUAUCUUCUUGUUGUGCUAAAACAAGGCUGUCAAAAGAGACUCGUUGUACUUUCAUGUUUACGAUGUGAUCACUCCGGGAAACCGAGAUGCACCCCCGUGACGAAGGGUGUUAUUCUUGUCGACCAGAGAUCCACCGCUGAGGAGAAUCCAACGACAAUGGCAGCAUAAGGACUCAAUUUCCUCUCUUGAUCUGCACACAGCGCAGCAGUUCUUGUGAUAUUCUGCGCUCACAAGCUUGCCUCCUCUCAGGGUAUUUGGCUGCGCAACUGGAACGAACUGAGUUGACUUCCGAGAAAUGAACUUUCUUUAACUUUUUUCUUUUUCUGAAGAAUAAACAGCAAAGUUCUUCUUUUUUUUUGCGCAAGCGCGAAUUUCGAGAUUUCCACAUGCACUAAUUUUAAGAAGUGAACGGACUUUCAGCGUCCAUCAGACUUCAUCAGACUUCAAUUAAUCCAAGACUGUGGUCGCUUUGACUUCACCGCAAACAUGCCGCUGGUGGAAAUGAUGUUCUUUCUGGUCCUUCUCGUCGGGUCGUGUGUGUCCGCUCAGGACCCCGCUUCCAAGGUGGUGUCCGACCGUUACGCCGUCUUCUGGAACCGCACCAACCCCAAGUUCUACCGGGGUGAUUACCACAUUGACGUCUGCAUCAAUGACUACCUUGACGUCUACUGUCCGCAUUACAUCAGCCCUGUGUCGGAUGAGCGAGCCGAGCGCUAUGUGCUUUACAUGGUGAACUACGAUGGCUACAGCUCGUGCGAUCAUACCGCCAAGGGCUUCAAGCGCUGGGAGUGCAACAGGCCUUUGUCUUCAAAUGGACCGCUGAAGUUUUCCGAAAAGUUCCAGCUCUUUACACCCUUCUCAUUAGGCUUUGAGUUCCGCCCUGGCAGAGAGUACUACUACAUCUCUUCCCUCACUGACACCAAAGGAAGAAGGAGCUGCCUUCGACUCAAAGUCUUUGUUAGGCCACAAAACAAUUGUGUGCGGAACUCUGGGAGCGUUCAGGAAGGAGUCGACUUUGACGAAAACAGUCACAACAGUCUUGAGCCCAGAGAUGACAUCAGUCACGAGUCACCAGAGCCUUCUCGAAGGGACGUAAACUCUGGCGUCAGGUGCUGCAGUUCCAUGCUCCCGCUUAGCUUCGCACUCCCGCUUCUGGCUGCUUUCUUGUUUUUAUAGCGCUCAUUCUGACGGGACUCUCAAGAAUUGACUGUCCUGAUUGGACCACAGGCUUCCCUAGCCCUGCAACCCCUCCCCCCAUUGUGGAGCACUUUUUUGUUACAUAAAAAAAAAAAAAAAGAAAAAAAAAGAAACAUGAUAAACACUGACAAUCUCUCUCAGUGAAAAAGGAAAAAACCACAUGAAAGUCUGCAUUUUGCCAACUAGUGUGAUUGACAUAGUGGCAAGGAGGGCGAUGGCCCAUGGUAAAAGAGGCAGAAUCUUUUAUUCACCACCCGGAUUUUAGAAAUUGAUUUGUGUUGAGGAAGACACACACACACACAAACAGGUAUAUCAGUGUGCAAGUUAUUUUAGGAUGUGCUGCAGGAUGACUUGAAGUUUCCAGGCCUUGUCUGCGUCUGGAACAUCACAUAAGAUCCCAACAGUUGACAUAACGAGACUACGUCUCAUAUUAGGAGAUCACCUGGGUCAUUAGUGACGUGUGGGUCAGAAGAAAGGACAGUUUUGCUGGCUUGGUGGGUGAGGGAAAUCCUCUCACAAUGGAACCUUCCUCAGGUGAUAAAAUAAUUAAUGUGUUGAGAGCUCUGGCAAAAAAUAUAUUGAAAACAUUUAAAGAAGCACUCAUUUUUAGUGUCUAAAUUGAAGCGUUUUAAUGGUGUUUUUUGUUUCUCUUAUUUUUAAUGGGUCAGAUACUUCAAAUGUCGCAGCCAACACGGGUGUAGAGUAGUAUUUGAAUGACGUGCAAGGUAUGUUUUGUUGUUUGUCUGUUUUUUUUUUGUUUUUUUUUGUCCUGGCAACGUGUUUUAUUUAUUGUGAUUCUUUGUGCUUUGAUUUCUGGUGUGGUCAGCCUGUAGCUCUGGUAAAAAAAAAAAAAAAAAAAAGGCAAUAAAAACACAUUAGCACAAUAACCCGUCAGGUUAUCUACAAAAGAAUACAUUUAAUUUGAAAAAAAAAAAAAAAGAAAAUACUCAAUAUAGUUUGUCUUUUUUAAUCUGAAUGUUUUUUUAACCAAGUCCAGGAAGAAAGAAAAAAGUCUGAUGUGCUAUCAGGGUGUACAAAUAGUGGAAUAUGUGUUCAAAUCUGUUAUUAACGAAUGUCACAAUUGUAGGUUUCCUCUCAUAUUAUUCCUUUUUGUGUAUCACGUUCAUUACACAGUUAUUGUAUAUAGAGGCAAAUGUCUCAAGAGUUCGGGGAUGUUUCUUUACCUGAACUGAAGUAUAUAAAUAGCAAUGGCGAGUGUCAUCUUCCUCAGAUUAAGCAGCACAUAUUUUGCCAGAUGAUCAUGAUGCAGCUUUGUGGUAUACUACAAUACGGACAACAGUACAGUACAUCAAUUUGAUAUUGGGCUCAUUCCUCUAUGUCCACUCAGACAAAAUAAUUCACUUUAUUGAUUAAUUAUUAUAUUAAUCAUGAUUCAUGGUAAUGUCAUUACCAUGACAUACAAGCACUCAUUAACUUUGUGACUUUACACCAGUACCCGAAGCAAGGGACAUGCAGAAAAAAAAAUGAUUGGAUUACUUUAAGGAUGAAUGACAACAGAUUACGUGCCAGAAUGUACAAAUGCCCCAAAAUUGUUCAUUUAGUGUAAUACAUAAAGCUCCUGUGGCCAUAAUACACUCUAGUGGUGUAUCUGUUAUUUGCUGCUAUGAAAAUGCAAUCACGUAGAGAGAUAGAAAGAAGCAGAAUUGUGUUUUCUCAGGGUAAACUGCAACCCAACCACCUAAAAGGAAACAAAAGAAGAGCAAAAUGUACUGAGCUCAUGCCUAUUUAACUGUUGUGCCAAGCAAAGAAAAAUAAGGGGGGUGGGUGGGGUGGACAGACUAUUUUCACACAGAGGCCCUCAUCAUUUUCCUAAUCAAAUAGCUGUAAUACCUUCUAUAUGUCUGCUUUGAUUUAGUCACAUGUGCAUUAAAAAAAAGAUAUUCUUUAGGUACAUACAAAUAAUAUAAUAAAAACCAGAGUGACAGUAAGUCACAAAAAUCUUAAUGGGAGUGAGUUUGUAACUGUACAUAAAAAAAAAGUCAGAACAAUAUCAGAAAGAAGUUUUAAUUUUCUAGUCUGGUGGUUAACGUUCAUGUGACUAAUCUUGUUCUCGCUAAAGAGCAUAUUUACUCCUCGAGUGCUGCGAAUGCUGCUCAAUGUGGGUGCUAAAACACAUUCAUAGGUUACAUGCAUGUUCAAGUUGAAUAUUUUGUAACACUGCAUCAAUUCACUUACUUAUUUGCAUUACAUGAUCUGAAACUCACUUAACUAUCUCCCGCUCUUUGUCUUUUGUGGAUUUUUUUCUUCUUCAUCUUCUUUUUCUUCUUCUUCGUGUGUUCACAUCCCUCCAGCUUUGUGCAGAUAACAAAAGAUGGAUAGAUUUUUUUUCGUUUUACUUCCUGACAUCUCGUGCCAUCCUCGGUGCAUCUGAGUUCAACCAAUAUGAAUCUGCUCACUCUAAAAUGUUCACCUCCCCACGUCACCAUGAGAAAAAACAAUAAGUAUCCUGGAUACUGUGUAUCCAACAAUGAAUCUAUAGUAACAUACAGUGUUAGAUACUUUGUUCACACCCCUGUUGACGGGUGAUCAGUAAGAAAAUAAUAUUUGAUAUUAAAAAACGCUUUCAUGUUACGUGUGUUUUAUAAAAACAUAGAAACAUUACACCCCCUGGGAUGUGAAUUUGUGCAAAUGUGGAGCUUAUUGAACGUGCAGUGGUCAUCCUACACUCGUGACUCAUGGGAAGGUCCUUGAUGAAGACCAGAUGGAUUUUUAAGACCUACAAAAUCGACUGUUUUUGAAAAAGACUGCACUUCAUACAGGUGUUGCUUUAAAGUAUAUCUUGGUUGUCCUUUGCUAAGCAUCACCUCUUAACUGUAUCAGAGCUCGCUGCGACAAUGUUUUAGGGGCUGCAUUUAACUUCUUUUCGUGAUGUUUACUACGUUCCUGAACAAAUAGCGUCGCUAGGAUUGUUGGUCCAAAGGGUUCUGGUUUCUGUUUCACUCAAAUUUGUUUCCAUGUAACCUGCAGCUCACUGCCACUGUGUUCCAGAUUUGCAGAACCGGCCUUGAUGUGCUUUUUGUCCGGGAAAAAAAAUAUUUUACCUUUGCAAAAACUGUUUUCCAAACUCCGUGUUUGUUUCAACAUUGUAGUGCGUGUACCAUGUGCCCCUUCUGAUCUCCUCUAAUCUUUCAAUUUCCCUGCUGUGUCUGGCUAGAGUUUUCUACAGAAAGGGUGUUUAUUUGUAAAUACACAUGUUGAAGCAGCUAUAAGAAAUGAAAACAAU